Adineta steineri is the source of this 1632-nucleotide messenger RNA. The record is from the annotation of a GenBank genome assembly. NCBI's taxonomy places the organism in Eukaryota, Metazoa, Rotifera, Eurotatoria, Adinetida, Adinetidae.
AUGGAUAAUACUGAUCUUCUUCACGAAUCAUUUGAUUAUGAUCAUUUUUUUGGUGAAAAUACAGAUGAAUUUCAUACAAUGACAUGUGUUGAAUCAAUAAAUUCCACAAAUGAAAAUCUACUAGAUUUAAAUAAUAAUAAUAAUGAUACACAAAUUAAAAAUCGUACAACAGGCAAUAUUUUAAUGGGUACAGAUGUAAAUGAAUAUUUCAGCUCUGGGGUUAAUAUAAUCAAUGGUCAAGUGAUUAAAACUGAAAAUGUACCACAAUAUUACAAUGGUAAUACAAAUCAAUAUACUAGCAAUCCACAAACAUUAAAUUUUGACAAUAUUGUUUAUAAUACUACUAUUGUACCAAAUCAACCGGUAUAUAAUAUUCAACAAGUAAAUGUUCAAUCAAUAGAAAAACCAGUUUCAUCUCCACCACCUCCACCAAGAGUUUAUAAACCAUGUGUUGUUUGUGGAGAUAAAAGUUCAGGUUAUCAUUAUGGUGUUUCAAGCUGUGAAGGUUGCAAAGGUUUUUUUCGACGUAGUGUACAAAAAAAUAUGGCUUAUCAAUGUCAUAAAGAUCAAAAUUGUGAAAUAAAUAAAAUGACAAGAAAUCGAUGUCAAUAUUGUCGUUUUCAAAAAUGUUUUUCCGUUGGUAUGAGUAAAGAAGAAUUACGAAUAAUAAAUCAUGCAAAAAAAUUCUUAAAACCAAAUGAUGUAAAACCGACAAAUAAUCGUCAAAAAAAACGUUUAACAACUCCAGCAGUAGUAGUGCCAUCCAAUGAACCACCUGUCGUCGUUGUCGAACCAAAAAUAUCACCGAUUGAUGGUGAUAAAUUGAUUAAUAUUUGUGUUAAUUUACAUAAAUCAACAUUUAAUUUCAAACCUUCACAAGAAAUCGAUGAAAAACCAGAUCUUUGUUGGCAAAGAACGGAUGAAUUUAGUCAAAAGGGUAUUAUGCAAUGUAUACAAUUUUGUAUGCAAAUGCCAGGGAAUGAUGAAUUAUCCAUUCAAGAACGUGCACAUCUACUUAAAUUAGGUGUACAUGGUGUUGCAUUACUUCGUUUAGCUUAUCGUUAUGAACCAGAAGAAGAUAAAUUAUAUUUAUCAAAUGGUUUAACAGUUGAUGAAAAUAUUCUUAUGACACAAGGUUUUGGAUGUUAUGGACAUACAUUUUUUCAAUUUUGUCGAAUAUUUAGUCGAUUAGAAUUAACCAUUGAAGAAUUUGUACUUCUUUGUUCUAUUAUAUUUUUUAGUCAUGAUCGAAUUGAAGGUGAAACAACGAGAAAUAAAGUUGAACAAAUUCAAACACGUUAUUGUGAAACUGAAAGAUUAUAUAUAACAAAAAAUCGUGCUAAUGAUCAAGUACAUUUUUCAAAAUUACUUCUUCUUCUAUCAAAAUUAAGAGCAUUGGAUGCUUUGAUUGCUGAACGUCUACUUUGUUUACAAAUGAAUACGGAUGGACAAGUACAAAAAUGUAUUUUCGAAGUACUUCAUCGUGAAGCAACGAAUGUUGUUGUCGAUAUGGAAAUUGAUUUUCUUGAUGCUAUUGAUACAAAACCUGAUUAUAGUUGGGUUGAUUCUCCAUCAGAUAAACCAAAUUCAAAUUCUUUACCAACACAACCGAUAGUUAAUAAUAAUAAAUAA